Messenger RNA from Rhincodon typus (whale shark), 1249 nucleotides. Its product is annotated as zinc finger protein 551-like. NCBI's taxonomy places the organism in Eukaryota, Metazoa, Chordata, Chondrichthyes, Orectolobiformes, Rhincodontidae. The transcript has 2 exons. Bases 320 to 1249 code for a protein of 309 amino acids. The record is from RefSeq and is a predicted model, not a curated record.
CCUCUCUCUGUCUGAAUGAAGAUUGAGCUUCGCUCUAGACUGCAACUUCCUCCUCUGUCCAUCAUCUGACGUUAAAAGGGGAACGACCUACAGACGAAUCUCAAACCGAAGAUCUGACGGAGUCACUCAAGUUUUUGUUUGUUUUUUAUUUUGGCGACAGCCUUCUAACGCGGAAUGAGAAAUAUUGUCCAUUCUGCCAGCGUGACUGUGAAAGCAUCACGACACCGACGCGUUUGAAGCAGUUGUAACUGAGUGAGUACCUCGCCAUUCCCGGCGGGGAGACCCAGUCACCAAACCGGAGAGACGCAAGGGAUCCAGGAUGGAGAAACCGUGGAAAUGUGGGGACUGCGGGAAGGGGUUCAAAGCUCCGUCCAGGCUGGAGAUCCACCAGCGGGUCCACACCGGGGAGAGGCCGUUCUCCUGCCCCGUCUGCGGGAAGGGAUUCACCAACUCGUCGUCGCUGGUGACCCACCAGCGGGUCCACACCGGGGAGUGGCCGUUCUCCUGCUCGGUGUGCGGGAAAGGCUUCAGUGAUUCCUCCCACCUCCUGAUCCACCGGCGGGUCCACACCGGGGAGAGGCCGUUCACCUGCACCGUGUGCGGGAAAGGAUUCAGCAACUCGUCCGCCCUGCUGACCCACCGGAGGGCCCACUCCGCCCACAGGCUCCCCGCUCGGCCGGCCAGCGGGAAGGGGUUCCCCGCCUCUCCCGUCCCUCCGGCUCACGGGCGGCUACAGUCCGGGGAGAGGCCGUUCUCUUGCUCCGAGUGCGGGAAGGCGUUCAGCCGGUUCUCCCACCUUCAGACCCACCGGCGGGUCCACACCGGGGAGAGGCCGUUCUCCUGCUCGGUGUGCGGCAGGGGCUUCGCCCAGUUGUCCCACCUCCUGACCCACCGGCGGGCUCACACCGGGGAGAGACCGUUCAGCUGCCCGGUGUGCGGGACGGGAUUCAGCGAGUCGUCCAGCCUGCAGAAGCACUGGCGGGUCCACACCGGGGAGAGGCCGUUCUCCUGCUCGGUGUGCGGCAAGGGCUUCAGCCAGUCCAGCACUUUGCUGGCUCACAAGCGGGUCCACACCGGGGAGAGGCCGUUCCCUUGCUCGGUCUGCGGGAAGGGCUUCACCCAGUCCUCCAACCUGGUGAGGCACCAGCGGGUCCACACCGGGGAGAGGCCGUUCACCUGCCCGGUGUGCGGGAAGGGCUUCACUCAGUCCUCCACCCUCCUGAAACAUCGCGGCCGACACGCGGAGUAG